UCGGGCGAUGGGCCGCCCUCUGGGCACCGAGCAGCCCCCCGAGGCCUGAGCGACCGCGAGGACCGGCGGAGGACCCCCGCCUGGAUGUCAACCGGAUGCCCCAGUGCCUCCCAGCGGACUCGGUGGGGACCAUGGCUUCGCUAAUGCCCCUCUCCCCAUAUCUAAGCCCCACUGUCCUCCUGCUGGUCAGUUGUGACCUGGGCUUUGUACGAGCAGACCGGCCUCCCUCUCCUGUGAAUGUGACAGUCACUCACCUCAGAGCCAACUCGGCCACUGUGUCUUGGGACGUCCCAGAAGGCAACAUCGUCAUUGGCUACUCCAUUUCCCAGCAACGACAGAAUGGACCGGGGCAACGUGUGAUCCGGGAGGUGAACACCACCACUCGGGCCUGUGCCCUCUGGGGCCUGGCUGAAGACAGUGACUACACAGUACAGGUCAGGAGCAUCGGCCUUCGGGGAGAAAGCCCCCCAGGGCCGCGCGUGCACUUCCGAACUCUCAAGGGUUCUGACCGGCUACCCUCAAACAGCUCGAGCCCAGGUGACAUCACAGUGGAGGGUCUGGAUGGAGAGCGACCUCUGCAGACGGGGGAAGUGGUCAUCAUUGUGGUGGUGUUGCUCAUGUGGGCUGCUGUAAUUGGGCUAUUCUGCCGUCAAUAUGACAUCAUCAAGGACAAUGACUCCAACAAUAACCCCAAGGAGAAGGGGAAGGGACCAGAACAGAGUCCUCAGGGAAGGCCAGUGGGGGCGAGACAGAAAAACUCACCAUCCAUCAACACCAUUGACGUAUGAGUGAAGAAACAGAACCAGAAGACAGAUGCACUAACAUCUUGGGGAUGGGGAUGGGGUCAGGGAGAGCCCAAGAUGGUGAUUUGCCCAAGACUGAAGCAUCCCACAGUCUCCCAGAGGGUAAUGACACUCCCACAAUCUCAGGCCUGGUAUCCAUUCUCUUUCCACUGUGAGCAGGGCCAGAAGGUAGGUCUGUUAGGGUCUGAGCCCCUGGACCUGGGGAGUGGAUAUCAGAUGGGAUACAUCCUUCCAUCCCCCAGGUCCAGGAGAGAGUCACUUGUUCAACCCUAUCCCAUUAGGUCCCAAAUGGGGCCCCCAUUUCACCUGUAUCAGAACCCUUGGCAUCCCCAGCUGCCCCCACAUCUUGCCUCUGGGUCUCAGAGAGGAGUGUUUCUGUGGGUACUCCACCUCCCCCAGCAAAUAAAAGGAAUUAUCUGGGCCUGGAGACAGAUGCUGCACUGCACUACUCCAAUGUCUUCCAUGGAGCCUCAGGUGCUCCCCCUGUCACCUGGCAGCCCCUUCAGCUGCUGGUG
Messenger RNA from Mesoplodon densirostris (Blainville's beaked whale), 1318 nucleotides. RefSeq names its product fibronectin type III domain containing 4 (gene FNDC4). The record is from RefSeq and is a predicted model, not a curated record. Gene Ontology annotation, molecular function: protein binding. NCBI's taxonomy places the organism in Eukaryota, Metazoa, Chordata, Mammalia, Artiodactyla, Ziphiidae. The coding region runs from base 96 to 788 and encodes 230 amino acids. The transcript is spliced from 7 exons.